AGCCACGCCCACUAUUACCGACUUUUUCUUUUCAGUAGUCUCUUUUCUGUUUUAUUUAAGAAGUCAGACAGCGUGCAGCGUGAAAGUUAUUCCUCGCAAAAGUAAAACGAGUCUGUUUUUUUUUUUUUUUUUAUCACACCAGAAGUGCGGAUUUUAUAUUAAUGUUAAUUCACCAGUAAAAAAAAAAAUACUUCAAAACCAGAGGAUUCUGCUACGCGAGUCUCAAGCUAACAGUCAGUGAAGAUGGACGUCAGCGUCUCCGUGUCGUUCUUUCAAGACGAGCUCGCCUCUACCAUCGAGCACGCAGUGAAAGCGGCUGUAGACACCGUCUUGUGCCAAAUCACAAAAGUUGUCGGCGGCAAAUUCACUGAAUUCCGAAUGGAAAUGGCUGGAAAGGAGAAAGAGAAUGAAAGUCUGAAGCUGAGAUUGGAAAUAUCAGAGAGCGAGUUGAAAGCAGUGCGGGAAUGCAUGAACGCUGCAGAUGCAGACAUUAAACAACCUCUCAGAAACAUGAACCCCGACUGCAAUGAACAAGACUUUCAGAGGAACGAGAACCAGGGAUUAUUUCAAGAUCCCACAGAGAGCCAUGUUAUGCCUAAAUCUGAAGCACAGGGGCCAAGGAUAGAAGCUCUUUACCCACAAGAGGAGUCCUUUGACCAGGAGUGGUGUGCAAGUCUAAAGCAGGUUACAGAGCUGACAUGUGUUAAAGAUGAAGAGGUCCCUCGACUGGAAUGUGUUCCUAUUAAAGAGGAAUUCAUAGAACAGGAAUGUGUCCCCAUCGCAGAGGAAGUUCCUACUGAAAAUAAUGUCUGUACACUUGAGGAAAACAACAAGCUAGGAUCUCCUAAAACUGACAAGAUAAAUCACACUGGAGGGACUCCAUUUCUCUGUGCUGAUUGUGGGAAGAAUUUCAGUUGUUUAUCACAUCUGAAAACACACAAGCGUGUUCACACAGGAAAGAAACCUCAUCACUGCACUCAGUGUGGGAAGAGAUUCACACAGUUAGGACAUCUUCAAUCACACCAGCGCAUUCACACAGGAGAGAAACCUUAUCACUGCAAUUACUGUGAGAAGAGCUUCAGUGAAUUAGGAAGUCUUAAAAAACACCAACGAAUUCACACAGGAGAGAAGCCGUACCACUGUAAUGACUGUGAGAAGAGUUUCACUCAGUUGCCACAUUUAAAAGCACACCAGCGCAUUCACACAGGAGAGAAACCUUAUCACUGCAAAGAAUGUGAGAAGUGCUUCAGUGAAUCAGGAAGUCUUAAAAAACACCAACGAAUUCACACUGGAGAGAAGCCAUACCACUGUAAUGAAUGUGAGAAGAAUUUCAGUCAGUUACAAAAUCUCAGAAAACACCUCCAAAUUCACACCGCAGUGAAACCCUGAAUGCUGAAUGCUGGGAAAGGUUUCAUCUGGUGGAGCACAUUAAAAACCGGAACAUCUUAGCAAGACAAAAACCCUGUCACUGAAGAGUAAUGUGAUUUAAAAAUCAUUUCUGAACAAACCUCUCAUACAUACAUACAUAUAUACAUACAUAUAUAUAUAUAUAUAUAUAUACACACACACACAUACACAGUGCCUUGAAAAAGUCUUCACACCCUUGAACAUUUUUCACAUUCUGCUGCCUAAAAAAUACAAUUCAAAAUGCAUUAAAGUAAGAGUUUGUUUCACUGAUCAUCACAACAUCAUCUACACUUUCAACGUGAAAGAACAAUUAUAGAAAUAUUCAAAAAGUAAUUAAAAAUAAAAAACCAAAAAGUCUGUAUAUGUAUAAUAUAACUUCACAAAGACACCUCAGAAGUGUGUAUUGCACAGGCUGCAUUUACAGACAAGAGGAUAACAUUCCGGGUGGAGAUAUCAGAGCUUCAACAAAACAUACACAGUGUGAGACACUAUUUCACACCAUCGCUGGUAAGAGAGAGACAUGCUGAGAUGUUUAACUCAUGGGAGGUGUUGCUUUCAGAUAUCCCACUGACUGAGACUGCAAUCAUUAAUUCAGCAGUAAGCAUCUACUGAUGGGACACAUGGAUCCAUGCCAGCACUUAAUUGCUUUUGUUUCAAUCUAGGGGCAGGUCACAGAACUGUGAUAGUGUAAUCUAGCACUGCAGAAGCGCAAAUAUUUGUUGACGGAAAAAUUUACCCAUUUCAGUCGUUUUACACAUAAGAAGAUAAGAGAGUUUACAAACGAGAGGAGACCAUUCGACCCAUCUGAUCCCAAAAUCUCAUCAAGCAACUUCUUGAAGGAUCCCAGGGUGUCAGCUUCAACAACAUUACUGGGGAGUUGGUUCCAGACCCUCACAAUUCUCUGUGUAAAAGUGCCUCUUAUUUUCUGUUCUGAAUGCCCCUUUAUCUAAUCUCUAUGUGUGACCCCUGGUCCUUGUUUCUUUUUUCAGGUCGACAUUGUCAGUACGUUUUAGAAUUUUGAGUGCUUGAAUCAGAUCACCACGUAGUCGUCUUUGUUCAAGAAUGAAUAGAUUCAAUUCUUUUAGCCUGUCUGCAUACGACAUGCCUUUUAAACCCGGGAUAAUUCUGGUCGCUCUUCUUUACACUCUUCCUAGAGCAGCAAUAUCCUUUUUGUAACGAGGUGACCAGAACUGAACACAAUAUUCUAGGUGAGGUCUCAGUAAUACAUUGUAAGGUUUUAACAUUACUUCCCUUUAUUUAAAUUCAACACUUCUCACAAUAUAUCUGAGCAUCUUGUUGGCCUUUUUUAUAGCUUCCCCACAUUGUCUAGAUGAAGACAUUUCUGAGUCAACAUAAACUCCUAGGUCUUUUUCAUAGAUUCCUUCUUCAAUUUCAAUAUGUCUCAUGUGAUAUUUAUAAUGCACAUUUUUAUUGCCUGCGUGCAGUACCUUACACUUUUCUCUAUUAAAUUUCAUUUGCCAUGUGUCUGCCCAGUUCUGAAUGCUGUCUAGAUCAUUUUGAAUGACCUUUGCUGCUGCAAUAGUGUCUGCCACUCCUCCUAUUUUUGUGUCGCCUGUAAAUUUAACAAGUUUGCUUACUAUACCAGAAUCUUAAUGUAGAUUAGGAAUAGCAGUGGACCUAAUACUGAUCCCUGUGGUACACCACUGCUUACCUCGCUCCAUUUUGAGGUUUCUCCUCUAAACAGUACUUUCUGUUUUCUACAUGUUAACCACUCCUUAUUCCAUGUGCAUUAUUAUUAUUAUUAUUAUUAUUAUUUAUUUCUUAGCAGACGCCCUUAUCCUGGGCGACUUACAAUCGUAAGCAAAUAUAUUUCAAGUAUCACAGUACAAGUAAUAAUACAAUUAAGAGCAAGUUAAAUACAAUGACUUUUGUUCAAGCAAGUACAAGUGUGACAAAAUACAAUUCAAUAAUACAGCAGAUAAGUGUCAGUGAUAGUUACAUCAGGAUAUGAUUAAAUACAAAAUACUACAGAUUAAAGACUUGGCAGAUUACAGUACUCUGAAGUACAGGAGUACAUGCAGUAAAAUAGUGGGCAGAUAAGAGCAGUCCUGACAUCUGUAGGAAGGUCAUUCCACCACUGCGGAGCGAGGGUGGAGAAGGAGAGGGCUCUGGAGGCAGGGGAGCAUAGAGGAGGUAGAGCCAGUCUUCUAGUGCAGGCGGAGCAGAGAGGUCGAGUGGGGGUCGAGUGUACAUGCAUUUCCUUGAAUCCCUACUGCGUUCAGUUUGAGAAUUAAUCUUUUACGUGGAACUUUGUCAAAGGCUUUCUGGAAAUCUAAAUAAACCAUGUUGUAUGCUUUGCAAUUAUCCAUUGUCGAUGUUGCAUCCUCAAAAAAAUCAAGCAGGUUAGUUAGACACGAUCUCCCUUUCCUAAAAUCAUGCGGACUGUCUCCCAGAAUACUGUUACCAUAUAGGUAAUUUUCCAUUUUGGAAAAUACCAUUCAUUGAGUGAAAAUGGUAAAGGGUACUGUGGCAGGGCUCUGCCCUUGUAAACCGGCAGGGAUGGGGUUAAAUUCUCCUCCCUGCCCAGGUUUAUUGCAUCAGGUGUGGAGCAAUCAAUUAUUCAGUUAACACCCAGCCACCUGGCAUAAAAGGAGGCCUCAGCCUCCCAUUAAGAGGAGAGUAGUUGAGGAAGCAAGGGUGUUUUUCUUUGUGUACUGUUUUUUUGUUCAUUUGUUUGCAAUCCAGUGAAGGUAACGCUCAGCCUGGAAGCCUUAUUCUUGUAAGUUUCAUUUUGUGUUUAUUUUGUGUUUUAGAAACCUUUUGUUUGGCCCUCGUGCAGGUUUAUUUUGUAUGUUUUGUGUAUUAAAAGCUUUAUUUUUGAACUUUUCA
Messenger RNA from Acipenser ruthenus (sterlet), 4257 nucleotides. RefSeq names its product zinc finger protein 583-like. Gene Ontology annotation, molecular function: DNA-binding transcription factor activity, RNA polymerase II-specific; RNA polymerase II cis-regulatory region sequence-specific DNA binding. The record is from RefSeq and is a predicted model, not a curated record. Gene Ontology annotation, biological process: regulation of transcription by RNA polymerase II. The coding region runs from base 244 to 1389 and encodes 381 amino acids. The transcript is spliced from 2 exons. NCBI's taxonomy places the organism in Eukaryota, Metazoa, Chordata, Actinopteri, Acipenseriformes, Acipenseridae. Gene Ontology annotation, cellular component: transcription regulator complex; PcG protein complex.